This is a messenger RNA of Candidula unifasciata, 948 nucleotides long. NCBI's taxonomy places the organism in Eukaryota, Metazoa, Mollusca, Gastropoda, Stylommatophora, Geomitridae. The record is from the annotation of a GenBank genome assembly.
AUGUCCUUCAAACUGCUGUUAAGUCUUGGUGUCAAUGUGACCGCCCUGUUGUUUGCCCUGCCGUUUGCCUACAGAAUUUCUACGCACUUCCAAUGGAAUUGUGCCGCCAUUUGCAUUUUUCUGUCCUGGUUCAGCUGCCUGAUCAACUUGCAGAGGUUUGACUUGGUCGGCAUCUAUGUUGUCAUGUUCAUGGAAAUUCUCAAGACCUUGGUGAAGGUGCUUCUGAUAUUCUCUAUGCUCAACAUUGCCUUCGGAUUGGCCUUCUAUGUGGUCAUGUCACAUGAGGUCAACAAAGCCAGGACUCACUGGUAUAUGUCCGUCUACCACACGUUUAUCAUGUUGCUUGAGCUAGACUACCAGAGCACCUACAGCGACCCCCUCCAAGACAGCAAUGAUUUGUCAUUACAUUUCCCAACUGUGACUUUCUUACUUCUCAUCAUCUUCAUUUUAUUGAUGCCCAUUUUGCUGACUAAUUUACUGAUUGGUCUUGCCGUUGGAGACAUUGAAGCUGUACAGAGGGAAGCCAGGCUGAAACAACUUGCCACUCAGGUUUCUUUCCACUCCGGUGCUGAAAGUGUAUCCAAAUAUUUGCGAGGUUUGACAGAUGAGAGAUUGAAAUUCUACCCAAACAAAUUCUCCACCGUGUGGAUGAUGGUGUACAGUAAACUGGUGUCUGGAGGAGAAGUGUAUACCCGGGACACCUACGCCACAGAGGGGGACACUGUCGUCAACAGUCAGCUAGCCAAGACUAACACCCAACUAAAUGACAUACAAAACAAGCUAGACAAGAACAUUGCAUUGAUGAACCAGAUCAUGAAGCGACUACACAUGAACAUUGAGGAUGACAUGUGGGACGAAGGAGGAACAGAUGUGGACGGCAUCGGAGAAAUAGAAGAGACCAAGUCAAAGAAGGUCAAAGAACCAAAGGCUCACGGAGCUAAACUGUGA